CACCGAAGUCUUGGCUCAGGGCAAGAAUGACCAGGCGGACGGCUAUUACGUGAACAAUAGAAAAACCGAUGUUCAGGAGGCGGUCAGCAUGACGAGCCGAGUAAAUCGGAACUGGGACUCCGAGGCAACUCGGCUAGGCUCUGCUUCGGAGGAGACUAUUUAUACUUCAGAUUAUUAUCGAACCCCGUAAACAUCUCACCUCCUCUACGCCCACCCACCAGGCAGGUCACGGCACUUCUUCACCUUUUCUUGGAUCGUGUACACUAUACCAGCCACCCGAUAUAAUAUUCUUCAAGCCCCCACCAUGAAGUUCUGCACCGCUGUUGGCUUUCUGGCUGCUCUGGCCACCAGCGUCCUCGCCAGCCCGGCACCCGCCGUGACCGCGGCGCCGCGGGCUCCGCCGGCGGCGGCGGCGGCGGCGGACGACGACGGCAAGUGCACCAAGUACGAGACGACGACGUCGUUCCACUACAACUUCUGCCCGAUGUACUGCCUCGAGCCGGACAGCCCGCGGUGCCCCCCCGUGGCCUGCCCGGCGGUCAUCGUCAGCUGCAAGCCGGGCGAGACCACCACCCGCCCCCCGCUGCCGGCCCCGACCACCGUCACCGCCACCGUCACCACGGACUGCGUCGUCACCUACGAGGCCGACGUCGGCUGCGCCCCCUGCGGCUGCCUCGGCUGCCCCACGUGUGCGCCCGUCAAGACUGAGACGCCUUGAGGAAGAGAAAUGCAAUGCGACGACGACGAUGAUGAUGAUGUUCGGGAUGAAGUGAUGGAGGUUCUUGAUCACCACACCUAAUUAAAAGGGAGGUGAACAAAAGAACAAAAAAAAUAGUAGCUGAGGAGGGAACGAGUGGGUUUCCUGCAAAAGUAUAUAGUUCGCUUCUUGCGUACAUAUGGAUGCCAAAACUGUUUUUGGUCGUAUUAAUAA
Molecule: messenger RNA, 931 nt
Organism: Thermothelomyces thermophilus ATCC 42464
Lineage: Eukaryota; Fungi; Ascomycota; Sordariomycetes; Sordariales; Chaetomiaceae
Exons: 2
Coding region: 305-718 (137 amino acids)
Source: RefSeq, a predicted model, not a curated record